AUGGACCGUUCUAUAUAUAGUCGCAAAGGCGUAAGCGAGAAGAGCCUGGAGCUUCUUUUCAACAAGUGUACUCAACUAGAAGAUCUCUAUUUGGAGUGUUCGCAGCGUGCUGCCAUGUUUCCUCCAUCAAUCGACCGGCUCACCUUGCUCAGGAGCCUGCGUCUCGAGGCAAACGCUGUCACGCGUCUUCCCGACACACUGACCUCGUUGCAAUCCCUCAGAAGCCUCGAGCUGCACGCUGGCAGACUCGAGGUGUUGCCGUCAGAUCUCGGCAAUCUGCUUCUCUUAACGUCGCUCAAGCUGCACGGUUGCCGCUCCCUGGCGUCGCUUCCGGAAUCUUUCAGGCAACUUGCCAAUCUGAACCUUCUAUCCUUGGAUUUCUGCUCCAUGAUGCAGCUGCCUGCGUCCCUCACCGACCUUCCUUCUCUCACCGUCCUGAAGAUUAGGGGCUGUAACUUUCCUCUCCCGUCUCCCGUCGAUUUUCCGCGGCUAUGGAGGCUCGAAUCAGUCUGUCUGGAAGCAGUGAAGGGAAUGCGCGGGCUAAUCGAGGCGUUAGAGCAUCUGUGCCGUCUCAAGACUCUCGUUAUCAAACGCUGCAGCGAUAUCACCUCUCUGCCUGAGUCGCUAUUCCGCCUGCCUUCGCUUACCAGUCCCACCCUUGACAUGCCACAACUCUCAGCUCUUCCUGACCAUGUUGGGCUGUUGUCAAAGCUGCGAACACUGAAUUUGGAGAUGAAGGAGCUCGCAAGUCUUCCUUGUUCCAUCGCUCUGGUUACCACGCUCCAAGAGCUUUCCUUGGAUAAUCUCUGGAACCUGCCGUCUCUGCCCGAGGAGUUAGGGCAGCUGAGUGCUUUGGAAACGCUUCACCUGAAAAACCUUUGCCAGCACACACGCCUGCCUGAUUCCCUCGGGCAGCUGACAGCUCUCCGGGAGCUGAAAAUAGAGGAGUGCGGGCAGCUGCAGCAACUUCCGGACACCCUGUCCCAGCUAUCGUCUCUCGAGCACCUGGAGAUUGAGACGUGCACGGGCCUCACCGCGCUGCCAGAUGAAAUGGGGAACGGUCUGCACCGCUUGCGAUCUCUGCAUCUAAACCGCUGCUCAUCUCUCACCCACCUCCCUCCAACCUUCUCCGGCCUGACUUCUCUCCAAACCCUCAAGAUUAUCAAAGCUAAAAGCUUUAGAGGCACCCUACUAGACGGUUUCGGCUGCCUGAAAAGCCUCAGAGAGUUGGUGCUUCAACACAUGCCCCGCCUAUCUGCCCUUCCUGACCGCGUCUCAGGAGCUUCUUCACUCACCAGCCUGGAUAUUCUAAACUGCCCUAAAGUAACGGUCCUGCCAGAGGGAAUCGGACGGUUGGAGGCGCUCGAGGUGGUCAAGAUCGUACGGAUGGACGGCUUGAGGGAUCUCCCUGGGUCGCUGGUUAGGCUGCCCUGCCUGCGCGUGCUGGAGGUGCGGGCAUGCUGUGGGGUUGGUGCGCUGCUAGGGGAUGAGGUGGUGCACGAACGCACCUCCAGUGGCUCUUUGGCACACUCUAACCGCACCUGCGCAUUCUGCACCGGCGCUUUCAGCACUGGCACCAGCAACACCGACACGAGCAGCACCGGCAGCGACAGCAGGGCACUGCUUCCGUCCCUCGCGAGUCUCAAGAUUAAGUCGGUUUCCUGCCACGCCCUUGCCAUCCAGUUGGAGGCUCUGCCUGACACCUUUGGAGGGCUCUCAGGUCUGCGGGUCUUAAAGCUGGUUGACCUCAUUGCGUUACGGCAGCUGCCUGAGUCUUUCGGGCAGCUGAAAAUGCUUGAGACGCUGGAGAUCAUUGACUGCUACAAGCUGAUGAAGCUUCCAAGUUCCUUCGCGAAUCUGUCCAAGCUGCAAUCGUGCAUCCUCACCAAGAAUGGGAUCAGGACAUUUCCGGUUGAUUUCUGGAAACUGGCUUCCCUGCAAAAGUUGGUGCUCGUCGGGCUGCAGCACAUGCGCAGCCUGCCAGAGUCCUUCUCUAAGCUGCCGAAGCUGCAGGUGCUGCGGGUGACAGAGUGCCACAAUUUGGCCCGGCUACCGACUGCUCUCGGGAGAAUGCCAACGCUGCGCGAGUAUGAUGUCAGAGACUGUCCUUUUCUCCCUUGGCGAGACGAGAGGUGGGCUCCUGCAAGGGCUCAAGAGGGGGAUGGGGAGGAAGGAGAGGGAGUGGUGGUUGGGAAAGGGGGAGAGGAGGAAGGAGGGGCGGAGGUAGAGGGUAAGGAGAGUGGAGAUGUGGCAGGGGAAGGGGACGAGGCGGACAGCGAGGCAGAGGAGGAUGCAGAGAGUUGUUUUGAGAAUUUGCAGAUCCUGCAUGACUAUGGCAGGGACAGUGAGGAUGACAGGUACGUCGACGAGGGGGGCUGGGGGUCGAGUGAUGAAGACGAGGAGGAGGAGGAGGACGACGGCGACGACGAGGAGGACGACGAGGACGACGAGGAGGACGAGGAGGACGAGGAGGAGGAGGAGGAGGAGGAGGAGGACGAGGAGGAAUAG
Closterium sp. Yama58-4 is the source of this 2508-nucleotide messenger RNA. Lineage: Eukaryota; Viridiplantae; Streptophyta; Zygnematophyceae; Desmidiales; Closteriaceae. The record is from the annotation of a GenBank genome assembly.